This is a messenger RNA of Rhopalosiphum padi (bird cherry-oat aphid), 1527 nucleotides long. RefSeq lists its product as uncharacterized. The transcript has 2 exons. The record is from RefSeq and is a predicted model, not a curated record. NCBI's taxonomy places the organism in Eukaryota, Metazoa, Arthropoda, Insecta, Hemiptera, Aphididae. Bases 502 to 1458 code for a protein of 318 amino acids.
UUAUUUAAAAAUGUGUUCCUACUUGAAAUCCUGUUUAAAAUUAAUUUAUAAAUUAAUUAUGGAGGUGGUCAAUAAUAAUUAAGUUAUUUAAAAAGAAAGUGUUACACCGUUACGGGAAAACCUAAAACAAAUUAAUAAUUCAUUAAUUGUGCUUACUUCAAGGCGACGUAUUAUAUGUCUUGUAUUGAUUAUUGGUCGGAUCCCAUAGAAUUGGUCUGGCUUUAAACAUUUCAAUAAGAAGUAGACAUUCUUCGUCCGUCCCAUCCAUUAUUUAUUUUUUAAUGGUUAUAAUAAUUAAUAAAAACUAUAAUAGUUUUUUAUAUUUUUUUUUAAUUUUAGUAAUAAUUUCUGGCUAUUAUCACUUAUACUGGCCAAAAUAAAAUGUACCCGUUACCUAUAAAUAGCCAGGUCAACAGUUGACAAAAGUUUAGUUAAUAAUUAUUAUUGGUAGCAUAAUUAUUAUUGAUAAAUAUUUCCUUAUAUUUUCUGAAAUCGUAAAUCAUGCUAACAUUAAGUUAUCUGGCGUGGCCAUAUGUAAUAGCUGCAAAAAAUAAAUUGUUUUCCGAUCGCAAGAUGAAAGAACCAGAAAGAAAAGAUAAUGAAAAAAUAUCUGUAGAGGAUCGAAUCGAUUAUCCGGUCCGUCAAUUAUCAACGGAGACAGCCGCCCACGCGACAUCGGAGGCAGCCGCGCACGCGACUACUGAGACAGCCGGCCACGCGACUUCGGAGGCAGCCGCCCACGCGACUUCGGAGGCAGCCGCCCUGUCGACUUCGGAGGCAGCCGCCCACGCGACUUUGGAGGCAGCCGCCCAGUCGACUUCGGAGGCAGCUACCCACGCGGCUACGGAGGCACGGGUGCGCCGGAUGUGCAUGCAAGAGCUAUUGCGGGACCCGGCACUGUGGGUAGCCUACACCCGCGGGUGGGACGAUUGCGCGGGCAAGGCGACCAACGUGAAUCCCAAACCCGCGGUAACCGACAGGUCCCAGAGCCCAAGACGGCCGGUACAGCCAGCUGGCACAUCGCGACCGCCACCGAUACCGCAGUCUGCACGGUUGCCCCGACCACCCCCCCCAACCGCUAAUGGCAGUACUGGUCCCACGACCAAAAUUUUUCAAACCGCCAACACCGCCCGCGACGAGGAAAGUCAAUCAAAAAAGUGCCCAAAGGCCACCGACAACAGCGCCAUCACAAGACUCGUGGCAACGCCGGAACCAGUCUCGGAUUGCCGAAUACCCGGGACAGAAAAAGGCCGGAAAACCCACCACCUCCCAACAGUACCGCCUAGAAAAACCGGCACCCUCAACCACCCAACCGGCACCAGGCCCAAAGUCGCUGGUGGCAACGACCACGCCUGUCCCCCGGACAACCGCCGUUACUAUUCUGUGAUUGAUACGAUGAUAACAUACAACACGUUUGUCAGUUCGAUUAUAUUAUUGUCUAGCCGUUGCACCACAUAAUAACAAAAUUGUUGCACCUAGUUUUGUUUAACCUGUUAUAUUGUAAAAUACACUGUUUCAUACUUCAUA